AUGCCAAAUCUAGUAUCAGUCGACGUCUCGGUCACAGAUGACCGGGUCAGCCUCGUCUUCUCUCACAAAACCGUGGCAGCCGCCUACGCCUCCUACCUCAAAGCGGAAGACGCCCGGCAACAACAACGAGCAUCCUCCUUUUCCCCACACCACUCCCCACAGCUCAACAACCACAACCCAUACCGCACACUUCACAACAAUCCUCUGAGCGGCUACCACCGCGCUCCUCAGUUCUCCCCUACCACAAAGGAAGUCACAUUCUUCCUCCCCUCCUUCAUCACCUGGUUCAUCACCUGCCGGUUACCCGACGACGAGGAUGCCGUGACCUUCAGCUUCAUCGACGCGGACGAGCAAGUGGCCACCAAGUGGGCUGAGAGCAUGCUCCUCUUUGAGUUGGUACCUCCCAACCCUUACGACGACGUGAAGCAGCUGCAUGUGAGGAGGCUGUGGAACAAGGCGAAGUUGAUCAAUCUCCUGGAGGAUCUUCAGCAACACCAGCAGCAAGCCAGACCUGGUAGUGGUGGUCCGUGGCAGCAGGGCGGUCCAGUUCAGGGGUUGAAUGCUGGGUUUCACGCGGGUGCCGGGUAUGGCGGGUAUGCCGCUAGCGGAGGAAAGACCAGCUCGACCGUGACGAGCCCGAGAGGCAGUGUGAGGGGCAGCCCGACUGGUCCCGGAGGACAGGGAGGAUACAGCAGGAUGAAUCACGGCCCCAAUAACGGACAGGUGAACGGACUUGGUGUUGGCCACGCUGGGCAGAAAAGAGCAAGGGAUGUGUGGUGGUGA
Molecule: messenger RNA, 783 nt
Organism: Podospora bellae-mahoneyi
Lineage: Eukaryota; Fungi; Ascomycota; Sordariomycetes; Sordariales; Podosporaceae
Exons: 1
Coding region: 1-783 (260 amino acids)
Source: RefSeq, a predicted model, not a curated record